AUGGAUCGUCCUCAAGAUUCAAAACAGCUGUCGAAGGGAUCGUUCUCGCCACCCAAACCAAACAAUCCGCAGGCACAACCAGCGAAAACCACACCUGCGACGGCAGCGACGAUCGAGAAGCAGCAACUGGGCCCGGCGGAGGCUACACUAGCAACUACAACCAUCUCCUCCACCACAGCAUCAGCGCCGCCACUACAGCCAAAGACGUCGGCAGGUCAUGAUCUUGAAGGCGCAGAGAAGAGCAAGUCUGGAGGGCAGAAGGAGGAUCAGGAAGGCGGCGAGUUUGUUGAUGUAGGCGUACACAGCGACGAUGAGAAGAAGUUCGACAUGAUGGAGGAUUGUGAGAUUCAGGAGGAGCCGGAGAUUGUUAAACCCGUUAGGAAGGGUGGGAAGGGCAACUGA
Molecule: messenger RNA, 402 nt
Organism: Saxophila tyrrhenica
Lineage: Eukaryota; Fungi; Ascomycota; Dothideomycetes; Mycosphaerellales; Extremaceae
Exons: 1
Coding region: 1-402 (133 amino acids)
Source: RefSeq, a predicted model, not a curated record